GUACAACUCCUAGUUUUUGUCCAGAGUGGCCUGGCCCGAGCCGGGCGGGGCGGUCAGGACUUUCUCGGCUCCGGGGAAAUUUCCCUUCCUUCUCCAUCCCGGGUCGGGCCUGGCCCUGCCCCGGGGGUGGGAUUGAUGACGCUGGAUCAUGUGGCUGGGGACGUCCGGGAGGAGUGGGUUGUCUGGACCCUGCCCAGAGAAUCCUCUUCAGGGUUGCCAUCCGGCAGGGUUAGAAGAAUGGGCUCUCAAUGGGAUUUCCAGACCCACCGUGAUCUCCCAGCUUGAGCAGAAAGAAGAACCAUGGGUCCUAGAUCUCCAGAGCUUGGAAGAGGGGGCGAUCCUGAGAGAAGCUCACACAGACUUUGAGAACCAGGUGGAAAAGCUGAACCAGCAAGUUUCUGAGGCAACAGAACAAUUUGGGUCAUCUUCAGGACGGCCCCAAAAAGAUAUUUCUCAGAAUCCUGAUUGGGAAGUAAACUGGGAAAGGGAACAUGUAUUAGAAAGACAACAUGGAACUCUCACAGGAGAGGGACAAAGGGAACUCCUUUCAAAGGAGAGACAUUUAAGUAAGCUCUUAGGUAGAUAUGUAGGUGAAAAACCCAAUGUGUGUGCUGAAUGUGGAAAAAGCUUUAACCAGACUUCUUAUCUUAUGAGACACCUAAGAACCCAUACUGGAGAGAGGCCAUAUAAGUGUCUUGUAUGUGGGAAAGCCUUCAAACAGAGCUCAGACCUUGUCACUCACCGUCGAACACACACUGGAGAGAAACCUUACAAAUGUAAUGGGUGCGAAAAAAGCUUCGGUGACAGCUCAACUCUCAUCAAGCAUCAGAGGACCCACACAGGCGAGAGACCAUAUGAGUGCCCAGACUGUGGGAAGACCUUCAGUCGGAAGCCACACCUUAUCAUGCACCAAAGAACCCACACAGGAGAGAAGCCCUAUAAAUGUCUUGAAUGUCAAAAAAGCUUUAGUCGGAGUUCAAAUUUCAUUACCCAUCAAAGGAUCCAUACAGGAGAGAAACCCUAUACCUGUAAUGACUGUGGGGAAAGGUUUAGCCAGAGCUCAGAUUUGGUUAAACACCAAAGAACCCACACAGGAGAACGACCUUAUAAAUGUCCUGAGUGUGGGAAAGGCUUCCGAGACAGUUCCCAUUUUGUAGCGCACAUGAGCACACAUUCAGGAGAGAGACCCUUUAGCUGUCCUGAGUGUGAUAAAAGUUUCAGUCAGAGUUCUCACCUUGUCACCCACCAGAGAACACACACUGGGGAGAGACCUUAUAAGUGUGAUGAUUGUGGGAAAGGAUUCACUGACAGUUCUGCCCUCAUUAAGCACCAACGGAUCCACACAGGUGAAAGACCCUAUAAAUGUGGGGAAUGUGGGAAGAGCUUCAAUCAGAGUUCACAUUUUAUUACCCAUCAGAGAAUCCAUUUGGGGGAGAGACCUUAUAAAUGCCCAGACUGUGGCAAGAGCUUUAACCAGCGUUCACACUUCAUAACACACCAGAGGACACACACAGGUGAAAAACCCUUUCAGUGUACCAAGUGUGAGAAGAGCUUUCGGCAGAAGGCACAUCUUUUAUCCCAUCAAAACACCCACUUAAGUAAUACCCUUUAGUUUAUCCACUUCUCUUUGUCCACCUCUGUUAACCAUCUAGUGAAUAACUUCUACUCCCCCAAACAGAAAUCCGAGAACCGGUCAUGACGAUUUUUCCAUAGCCUGUCCCAAUUGCCUAUUCCUCAGAUUGGAGAGGAUAACUCUCAAAUAAUGCCUCAUGUUAUUUUGCACAGAGAGGAUAGGCAGAAGUGAUUGGAUGCUGAUGCACAGUGCGUGGCACAUAGACGUCUAAUUAAUAAAUGCUUGCUGAUUGAUACUCUAGAGGCAUAGUACACACUUACCAAAAGAGGCAAGGAGUAGGUGUGGACUAGCUAAAUUAUUAUUAGUCUAGGGCCAUGGCCUUUAAAAAGUUAGUGUGUAUUUCAAAAGGGGCUUAGUUGAAAGCAAACAAGAAAUUGGAUAAAGCUGGAGAAGGGUAUUAUUGUUCAUAUUUUCCCAGCAUCACUCAGCUGUGUCAUGACAAAAGAAAGCAUGGUGGGUUGAAAAGAUAAGGUGCAGGCUGGAAGGCUUUUUUAGAAGCUUUUUGCAAAGCUUAACUAAAUCUGGUCCUUAUUGGACUGUUAAAAGCCAGGGACUCUUCCCAAGUUGAUCAUAGUUUGCUCUUCUCAUUUUCUGAGGCAUAUAGACUGUUCAGCAUACCAAAGGCACUUGGAAGAGGACUUGUAGUUUGGUGGAAUUUAAAUCCUCGGAAGGGCUAAGUGAUAACGGGACUCAGUAUCUCCAUGACAACGAAUGGGAAAUGAGAGCCAAUUUCCUCAAUCUGCUGGGAGGUUGGUUCUUAACACCAAUAAUUGUGUGCUUGUGUAACCCUAAGUCACAGAUUCUAUGCAUUUUUGUGUCCUACUCUAUUUAACAGGAAUAAAUUCCUUAAGUCUUAAGAAUGCUUUUCUCUGGGUUCUGACCACCACCUCAUUAGGUAUCUGUUUCUUUUGCAAGAAGCAACUUUUAGAUGAUGAAACAAAGACUUGGAAAAGCUUGGUGAUUCCUUCACAAUCUCAGAGUUGGGAUGGAUUGAAAUCAUUCAAGGAGGAAGUCUACUCCUGAAAACAUCUUUAAAAAGUAGCCAUCCUCUGCUCAGAGAUCUGAAGCAAUGGCUAAUCUGCGUCUUGAGGUAGUCAGUUCCAUUUUGGGACUGCUCUAAUUGUUAGGAAGUUUUUCCUCGUGUCAAGCCAAAGUCUGUCUUUCUGCAACUUCUGCUAUUCACUCUUAAUUUUGAUUUCUGAGACUAAGGAGAACAAGUUCAUUUAUUUCCUGUAAUAUCCCAUAAAAUGUGUGAAGUUGUCUUUUAUAAUCUGCUGUCUUCUCUUUUCCAGGGUAAAUAGUCUUGAUUCCUCCAGUCCAUCUUUGCAUGGUAUAAUCUCUAGUCUCAACAUCCUAGUCAUCUUCCACAAGGCACACUACAGUUUGUCAGUGUCUUUCCUAAAAUGGGGAAUUGCACACAGAAUUCCAAAUAUAAUCUGAGCAGGGCAGAGUACAGCAAGACUAUGACUUUUCUCAUUCUGGCCAUGAUGCUUC
Molecule: messenger RNA, 3127 nt
Organism: Trichosurus vulpecula (common brushtail)
Lineage: Eukaryota; Metazoa; Chordata; Mammalia; Diprotodontia; Phalangeridae
Gene: ZNF774
Product: zinc finger protein 774
Exons: 4
Coding region: 149-1612 (487 amino acids)
Biological process (GO): regulation of transcription by RNA polymerase II
Molecular function (GO): DNA-binding transcription factor activity; RNA polymerase II cis-regulatory region sequence-specific DNA binding
Source: RefSeq, a predicted model, not a curated record